Messenger RNA from Helianthus annuus (common sunflower), 1005 nucleotides. Its product is annotated as basic proline-rich protein-like. The record is from RefSeq and is a predicted model, not a curated record. Lineage: Eukaryota; Viridiplantae; Streptophyta; Magnoliopsida; Asterales; Asteraceae. The transcript is spliced from 2 exons. Bases 1 to 1005 code for a protein of 334 amino acids.
AUGGCGGGUUCAAGGAAGUUGACUACGGCUUAUCCUUACUAUUCUCCUCCACCACCAACACCUGAAUUUGCAUGUCCUCCACCUCCACCAAAACCGGGACAUCAUUGGAAGCCACCACCAUCUCCCACCCCUGAGACACCAGCUUACCCUCCGAAAGCUCAUCCACCAAAACAUGCACAUCCACCUAAGGGUCCGAAGCCUCCGACCCCAAGUGGACCAGCUAGUCCACCUAAAGAAGCAAAACCACCAACCCCUGGUGGACAUGCUUAUCCACCGAAGGGUCCAAAGCCUCCGACCCCAAGUGGACCGGCUAGUCCACCAAAAGAAGCAAAACCACCGACCCCUGGUGGACAUGCUUAUCCACCAAAGGGUCCAAAGCCUCCGACCCCAAGUGGACCGGCUAGUCCACCAAAAGAAGCAAAACCACCGACCCCUGGUGGACAUGCUUAUCCACCAAAAGGAGCAAAGCCUCCAACUCCUGGUGGACAUGCAUAUCCACCUAAGGGGCCAAAACCACCGACACCAGGUGGACCUGGGCCAGCAAGCCCACCUGGUGGACAUGCUUACCCACCUAAAGGGUCAAAGCCCCCAACACCAGGUGGUCCGGCUUAUCCACCUAAGGGAUCAAAACCACCUACACCAGGCGGUCCGGCUUAUCCACCAAAGCCGGGAAGCUGGCCACCUAAAGCACAACCACCCCUACCACCAUAUGGACCCAUUGUCCCUCCUCCACAGCCUUACAAUGCUGUCCCACCAUCUGGAAACAUCCUAACACCACCACCAUCAGGUGGUGGUGGCAAAGAUCAUACCGUCGUCAUUGCGGUGUGUGCAUCACUAGGUGGUGUCUUUUUCUUAGCAUUCUUAGCCGCUGGACUCUUCUGCUUGGCAAAGAGAAAGAAGAAGCCAAUCUUAGUUCCGGCAGCAGCUCCGUAUGGUCAUGGUCAUGGCGGGGGUGAAGGACAUGGUCAUGAAGGUGGCGGAGCCGGUGGUCACGGCCAACACUAG